AGUCUUCUACUAGUGUGUCAAACAUGCAGGUUACUAGUGUUGGAAAAUCAAUCUGGAUUUACGCUUUACAACUUUUUUCUCUGUCACUUUGGGGUAAGUGUCAUUCACUGUAAUUGUCUCUAAAUGUAGGCAAUUGUUUCUUAUGUUUUGUUAAAAAAAAAAAAAACUUCAAGUAUCACGUUACCAAAACCAUCUUUUUUUUGUAAUAUUUGUUGUUUGUUGAAACUAAAUGUUUAAUCCUUUUUACAAACAGGUCCUUCUUUUGCCAAAUCUCUCAUAGCUGAACUUAAAGGAAGGGUUUUAGUUCCAGUAAAACGAUGUGUAAUGAUUUGUAAUCAACAGUUUGGUACAAAUACAGCGUCACAACAUGAAGUAAUCAGAGUAAUGUUUUUCAAUUCUUUCGUCAAAGCUGAACGGUUGCUCCAAACCUUAGAUGAAUCUGUGAAACUCGACUGCUUCUUCUGUCUAUAGGAAGCCUAUCAGCCUCCACGACCUCUCCCACACUUCCAGCUCCUGAGCUUCACAUCCACCUGAGGUCAAGGGACUUGGUGGUAUUGGUUUGCCGGGUUCCACAGGGCCACCAUGGGGCCAACUUCAUGUUGUACAGAUACAUGGAACAGGUUUUAACUCAAAGCAUAUAUUUUUGUGUAUCCCCUGUGCCACCACAGUCUCCUGUGAUUUCAUUUUGCUCUGUUAUUUUUCUUGCUUCGUUGAGGUGGACUCUGAAGAGCGGCAGUCAGGCGCAGAGGAGGUUCAAUUCUCUGUGAGAGUACAAGAAGGAGAUUCAGGCCAACAUGAACUCUUCUGCUGCCUCUACAAGGACCAAGCCGGUCGAUACAGCGCCUUCAGUCCCUAUUUACGGGUGGAGCACCAAAAUGGUAUGUCUGUGUAACUUGAUUUACGCACACUUCACUUUUGUAUGAAGUUGUUUCUUCCCGGUUUACAGAAAGUGGAGCACAAGGGUAAAGGAUGUGGAGUUAAUGUGUUCAAUCUGCACCCUGUUGUGAUUCUACAUGUGGUAUAAAAUAAUAAACACUCCCAUCCGCUGCUGCAGCAUGCAGGUGCUCACUGUGGUUUCACAUUGUCUUCCGCUCAGUGGGUGUGUUAAGUGCCGUUACAUCCUGCACUUCAUAUAGAAACCACACUCACUCAGACACACAAUAGCAACAUCAAACACAAUGUGUGUUCCCUCCUGUUAUUCGGUUACAGAAAGAGGUUUGGCUAGCCACUGUGGCAAACCAAGGCUGUCAGCAUUAACGGGGAUUUAAGUCUAGACUGUUCAAAGAAGGGGUGUACUCAUAUGAUGAAAUGAGUGUGAAUUUAAGACUUAGAAUUCAACAUUUAGCUGGUUUCUUGAGCUGAAAGUUACCCUAGCAAGAAAUUGGGAAACCUUUGGUGAUCAAACCUGUACAAUGUGUGUAAAGAUACAGUCCAUACCCAUGGCAGGGUAAACCAAACAGCUGCUGAUAGACACAAAUCAGGUAACUCAAUUUACAAUUUAAAGGGAUAUUCCGGCGUAACAUUAAUUUAGGGUCAAACACACCAUAACACAGAGUAAGACACCCCGUCGAGAGAUGAAUGUUGCCGCUUGCUUCUCUAGUUAAACCAACUUUAGUAACAACCGCAGGAGAGCAAUACACAGCGGUCUGAGGAGCCAUAAACAAACCUCAACCACAUUGCCACCCUAUCACCACAAAUAAUGCUCAGAGCAGUACCUAACUUCAUCAACAGGACAUAGAGGGUCCCAGCCAUAGCACUAACCACCAAACAUCUCUUUAGCUUUGCCUAAUUUCUUCAGCAAAGAGACUAAACACAACUCACCUACUCUCUUCCAGCAGCCGCUGUUUGUAGCGAGACCUCGGGCCAGUCCAUUACGGACUACAGUGGGGUGCCGCAGCUCAAGGAAGAAAAAUUGUGAUCAUUUCUUCAUGGAAAUGCAAUCAGACUGAGACGCUAAGGCAGAAGAACUACUGUGUCUGCUGUGCAAAAUGAUUGAUAUGAUGAUUAUUACUUUAAGGAAAUGAUAAAGAAAUGAUUCAGACCACUGUGUAUUGCUAUCGUGUGGUUGUUACUAAAGUUGGUAUAACAAGAGAAGCAAGCAGUCAGCAACAUUCAUCUCUCGAGGGGGUGUCUAACUUGGUUGUUAAGGUGUGUUUGACCCAAAACUGAUUUUAUGUCGGAAUAUCCCUUUAAGUGUAAACAUAAUGUUAUUAGGAUUUUAUUUUCUGAAAAGCUUGUAAACAAGUCUCCCUCAAGUGGCUCUUUUGAGAACUGCAGUUUUUGGCUCUUAUCUGUUGGCUUUCAUUUUACCCAGUUUGGUUAAAGAGUGAACAAUUAUCAAAUCAAGCAGCCACAAAAGCAUCAUUAUGGUUCUUUUCUUUUCUUUUCUUCUCUACUCCAGAUGCCGACCCUACCCACUCUGUACCCUCUUUCCCUCCUCCUGUCCUGUCUGUGACGCCCCGAUCUGGUGUGGUAAAAUGUGGAGACACGCUAUCCUUCAGCUGCUCGGUCCCCGCUCUCCCUCAGUCUAUAUCUAGUCAUAACAACAACCCAGUGGUCUUCCUUUUGCUAAGGACUGCUGAGGAAACAGGGGUGGCAACUGUCAUCCUCCAACCCCAGGCAAGUCGGGCUCCAAACGGUGGGCCCCAGCCAGGACUCUUCUCCAUGGGACCAAUUAAGGGAGGAGAGGAGGGUGGUUACACCUGUCUUUACCAGAUCAGCAUGAAAAAAGAAGUAAUUAACUCAACUGUGAGCAACAUGGUUCAUAUCUCAAUAAUGGGUGAGGAUCUUUUUCAUAUUUACUAACUUUCUGUGCCUGCUAACUUUGUGACAGCACCCUUGGUGAAUUUCACUUUUCUACCUCAUUGUAUAACUUUGAAUUUUUAUAAGAAUCUGAUGUUUAAAACCUGCAUUUAUUUCAAUUAUCGUUUUACUUUGCAUCUUAAUCAAACUAGUGUUUCUUGGCAUUUCUUGAACUUUGUACCCUUUUGACACCGUUCAUAUGCAGAGUGGAACACCAACAUUAUUUCUAGUCAGAAUUAGACUGAUGUUUGCCACAAAUGUAUUUUACUCCCUAUUUAUUUAUCAGAGUCUGCGUGUAGACAGAUAACUGUCUUGUAAGAAAGGACAGCUUUUUCUUCCUUAUACCUUUUCAAUCUGUUGUUUCUGUUUUCAGAUGCGUUGCCGCUCCCCACACUUGUUCUCCAGCAGCAGACAGAUGUGUGGCAUUUACUCUGCAGAGGCUCUCCUGCGUACCCCGAUGCUGUAUUUUCCCUCUACCUGGCCGAUCAUGAACUCCCUGUUGCCACUCAACAUGCGACUAUGAUGAACUAUCAGGUCGCCUUUCAAGUCCCCGUCCAGGAAACUCUGCUGGUUUUAUACCAGUGCGAAUACAGUGUCCUCCUUGGAGGGGCAUGGAGCAACUCCGAACGAAGCCUCCCUCUGGCUGUAACAAAAGGUAUGGAUCUCCAGUGGCGCCUUAUGUGUGGCUUGGUUAGACAAUACUUCAACACAAGAUGUGACAGUUUGUUUCUUUUCUGCUCUUUUAGGAAUCCCCCAUCCUCCUCCAUCAUCACCAGGUAGACACACAGAUACACUAAAGCCUUGGUUGUGAAUUUCAGCUACAAAAAACAAAAAGGAUUGAUACAGUUCAAAGACCUAAGCCUUGUUAUCAACAAUAUGAGUUGCUACAUCUACCUCUAAUCAUCGCUAUUGACACCACUGAAUAUUCUAGACAAAAUGUAUGGAAGUAAAUCUGUGCCAUCUGAUUUUGAAUUCUGUCGUUCUGUUUUACACUAAAUUUUUUGGCAUGGAAUUUUUUUUAUGUUGAAUUUUUUUUUCCACAGUUUUUUUAGUUGAAUUUUUACUAAACAAAUAUUUUGAGAGACUGAGUUUUUUUUACACUGAAUUUAUUUCAUCAUUGUGAAAAAAUAAGAAUCAGAAAUAAAAAUGCAUGCUUGAAAUUCAAUAGUUUCGAAAUUCAAAGUCUGAUUUUGAUGCAAAAAAAAAUCAGCUUUAGAAAUUCAAAUUUAAAAUCAGAUGGCACAGAUUUACUUCCAUAUGCAUCAAUCUGUUUUACACUGAAUUUUCUGACACUGAAUUUUUUUACAUUAAAUUUGUUUUUAUGUUGAAUUUUUUUUGCACAGUUUUUUUUUUAUUUGAAUUUUUAACAAAUAUUUUGAGAGGCUGAGUUUUUUUACACUGAAUUGAUUUCAUCAUUGUGAAAAAAUAAGUGUUAGAAAUAAAAAUGCGUGCUUGAAAUUCAGUAGUUUCGAAAUUUUAAGUCUGAUUUUGAUUGAAAAAAAUUCAGCUUCAGAUUUACUUCCAUAAAAACGUAUUUUAAAAACCUCACAAUAAUGCGAGUCUGAUGUCUCCAGAUGUCUCCAGCGUGGACUGGCCUCUUAUUCUGGGCUCCUUCUCUGCUGUGGUUUUGUUUCUCUGUUUGCUCGUCCUCGUGGUUAUUGUGACACUCCAGAAAGGUAUUGCACACAUGAAUCUCUGACUGCUUCUGUUUUUCUCGCUAUCACAUUACACUGUCAUGAUUGUCUUCCUCUGUGAAAUGUUGUAAACCUCUCGCUCUUCCUGUUUUCGUCCUCAUGAAAAGUUAAAGCAGCAGCAGAAGAAAGGAAAAAAAGGUAUUUCCUUCUUCUUGGUGAUAAGAUGAUUUUGUGGUCUUGUAGUGUAGUAAAUGUAAAGGAGUGAGAUUGAUGUGAGCACUCUGACAGCCAUGACACUUUUAGAGUAGGUUAACUGCAGAAAUUUUUCAAAUGACUACAACAUAAUAAACUGUUUAAUAUCACAUAUAGCUUUCUUUACUGUGAUUUAUCAUUUGGAAAUACAAAAUGGCCAGCAGAGAAAAUGAGCUCUUAAUUCAUCCCUCUUUAUACCAUUCUAUACAGUUUAUCAAUAUCUCAUCCUAGGCUUGCUUUGAUUAAGAGCUUCAUUUAAGGUUAUGAUGCAGAUUUCUUUAAUUUAAUUCCAUUUAAUUUGUGUAAUAAAGUAUUGAACGAGUGUGUUUUUUUAAAUGUUGCUGUUUUACUCUUACAGAGAGCAAGCACAGUUUUGGACCCAAGUUCAUGCUAAGGAUCAUGUUGUUGGUAAGUGAUCCUAUUUACAGAUAUUUUUACUUUCUUGCCAAAUUUCUUUUUUUAAUUUUAUCUUAUGUAAGACAAUCAUAUUAGUUCUGCUGUUUAUUGCACAGUGAUACUGAUGUAAAGCUUUUAAUCUGCUUUCCUGUUUGUUUGCUUUUUGCAGACCUUACACUCAGGCGUACAAGCUUCACCUCUCAGGUAAAUAUUGAUCAAUGUAUAAAUCUAUGAUUGCUAGCACUCACUCUUAGGUGGAUGAUAUCAGUGAUAAGGUUCGCAAAGACUUAAUUUUCCUCUUUUUAUUCCUUUACAUCUGUUGAGGCUAGCUGCACUUAUGUGACUAUGAAAUAUCUCACAAAAUGACCAAAAGCGCUGAGAGUGUUUGUGGGUCCCUGAAGACUUUUUGACCUCAUCACAUUUCACCCCUGAUAUUUGUUCCCAGUGAAAAAUCAAACCUUUAAAAUGCUGGUCACAACUACGUAAAUUGUUGUGUUUUUGUACAUCUAAAAAUAGUUAAAUGUUUUUAUCUUACAGCUGGAUUAGAAAAAACCCCAGCAAAUAGUGCUUAAAUGGGAAUAUGCUACAAAAGCUGAGGUGUAUUUGUCUGAUAAACUGUCACAAUAUCUCAUUAAACCUAAAACAAGCCACAAAGAACUGACAAUUCUAGAUUUAAAUCUUGUUUCAAGAUGUUAAAAACCAAAGUCAAGGAUCUGAUUUCUACUUUGAUAGGUAAAAAUACCAGCUAAAGCAAAACAAAACAUUUUUUGAUAUGUUUUUUGGGGGAAUUUUGUUGUUCUACUAUGAAACAAUUCCUCAAAACUUAUAAAGAAACAUUUGCUUGCAGCCAUUGUUGCUCAUAACAUUUAAUAAUGUCCUACUGUUUGGCUCGUCUCAAAUCAGAUUUACACAUGGGCCUUUUUAAUGUAAUGAAAUAUUUUGACUUGAAAAGAAACAAACACAGAAGUAAGACUUUACUUUUCUUUUCUUUUCUCUUUUAAGCAUUUUAAAUGUUAGUAUUUGAUAAUUGGAUUACUUGCUGGAAUUGAGCCUUUUGACUGCAAGCUAAGUGUAAACAGUGAGAACAUCAAACUGGUAAGCUUGAUGUUUAUACCACUUGAAACACGUUAAACACUAGAAGAGUAAUGAUGUUCACUUUGACCCAGAAACAAGUUCUCUAGCAUAAAUAGCCUCCUUUCUUAUGGGUUUUCUGCAGCCUCUAUGUUUCUCUAUGUUGGCACACAACUGUAAACCUCCCUCAAGUCUGUGCUGUAAACACACACAAGCACAACACAGGCAUGCAUAUAUAUACACACACUCUAGCAUGUGUGUUACACAAACCAAACCUGCAGAUAUUUCUUACAAUUGCUGUCUGCAGGGUGUUGUUGAUUUGUCUUGUAUUAGUUGUAAUCUGCGUUAAUCAUUAGUCGGGUGAAGUCUUUCUCCAGGCUCUCUUCUUCAUUCUCGCUAUGCGUCUGAAGAUCCAUCUAUGAGGACAGAAUCGGCCCCAGCUGACAGAUAGACCAACCAGCUAUCAUGAGACUCCCAAGACAGGAGCUGCAUAUUUAAUAUCAGAUGUGUCUGGAUCUGCAGUGUCCUUUUAUCACCUCGUUCCCAAAGAGCAAGAAAUUCAUCCAGAAAUGCAACAUUUUUCACAGAUUCUUGUCAAAUACAGUUUUUUAUGUUCAUACAGCUGCUGCACUGCGAGGAGACACAAAUGUUCCUUUUUCAAUUGGCGGCUGUAAACAUUUCAAACCUUAUUUCACUUACAGAGAAGCGCUUUAAGGAAAUAACAUCAGUUCUGGACAUGAGAAACACCAAUAGAUGAUGGAAAUUACUCAAGCAAAAAAAAAAAUUGUGAGAAAUAAUGACACUAGAGAAAUAAAAUAUCCAACCAAAGGAAGAAAGUCACCCAAGGUUGCAGAAUCUGCGAGAAAAAUAACAAAUAUGGUGUUUCUUUAAAAACAUCUAAGAAGAAAUUGAGCAGAAAUACUGUCAUAGACUAAAAAGCUAAAAUGCUGCGCUUUAUCAAGACAAAUGGAUUCUCAUCAAGCAGUAAUACAAGUAUUGAUUUUACUGCAGCCAAGAACAUUUUGCAGAGGAGUCUAACAUCUUGCACAUCUGUGUUUAUUUGUUUAUCUGCAGGAAUGGGCCAGUGCUGAUGCAACUGCAGAGAGCGGGUCCAUGUCCCCUUCAUGGAACUCACUCUCUACAUUCACAAGCCCGAUCCAUCAGAUCCAUUAAGGAUGUUUGCUCUCCCUCUCUCUCUCUCUCUCUCUCUCUCUCUCUCUCCCUCUGUUUAUUCCUAUGUUUAUAUUUAAUGUGUAGUUUAUCAGUGUAGCAUCAGGCGGCGCUACGCAGCAUGACAGGAAAAGUUAUUUUCUCAGUUCCUUUUUCACGCGUGGCUGCAGAAUUGCACAGUUCGACAGGAUAUGAUGUUUGUUUGUUUUUAUAUGUUUUGUGAGCUGGUGAAUCCAAGUACAUGUUUUAUUAAAAUACUUUUAUAAAGUUUUCUUUUUCAUUAAAAAAAGACAUCUUUGUUUUGGGAAAAGAAGAGGAAAAGCCGUACUCAUAACAGAGCCUCUUAGGAUAUUUAAUUCAAUCUUUAUCACCUUGUGUAGUUUGAUAUAGGGACAAAAAAUCACCGGAGAGUAAAGCAUGUUUCUUUGGUUAAAAAA
Messenger RNA from Xyrichtys novacula (pearly razorfish), 7762 nucleotides. The record is from the annotation of a GenBank genome assembly. NCBI's taxonomy places the organism in Eukaryota, Metazoa, Chordata, Actinopteri, Labriformes, Labridae.